This is a messenger RNA of Arvicanthis niloticus (Nile rat), 1475 nucleotides long. RefSeq names its product tetraspanin 32 (gene Tspan32). The record is from RefSeq and is a predicted model, not a curated record. Gene Ontology annotation, cellular component: membrane. Lineage: Eukaryota; Metazoa; Chordata; Mammalia; Rodentia; Muridae.
AUGGGGCACUGGAAUCGAAUCAAGAUUGUCAAAUGCCAGAUACUGAUCACCAACUUCUUUGUCUUGCUGCUGGGCCUCUCUAUGGCCACCAUGGCAGUUGUCACUCACUUUGGAGACCACUUUACUGUGAUUGGCCGUGCAUCCUUGGAGAGGAACCCCUAUGAAACACUGCGCUAUUGGGCCUUUUAUGUGGGGAUCGGCCUCGCAGGGCUACUGAGCCUGGGAGCCGCUCUGAGCACCAUAGCCACUGUGAGAGAAGCCCAUGGCCUCAUGGCUUCGGGUUUCCUGUGCUUUGCCCUGUCAUUCUGCAUCCUGGUGCAGGUGGCCUUCUGGAGAUUUCACAACCCCACCCAGGUGGAGGAUGCGGUGUUGGAUACCUAUGACGUCGUGUAUGAUCAGGCGAUGAAGAGCCCAUCUAGCAGCUUGUGGCAGGAGCUGGCUGUCAUCCAGGACACGUUUCUGUGUUGUGGGAAGAAAUCUCCUUUUGGGCUUCUGUCGAGCACGGGAGCCAUCAUGUGUCAGGGCCAGGAGGCCAUGAGAGAGGACUGCCUCCAGAGCAUCGGGAACUUUCUGUGGACACACUACAGUAUCGCUUCCACCCUGACCUGCACCAGCCUGGCCCUCACGGUAUACGCUAUGAUGCUCUGUGCCUUCCUCUGGUUUGCCAUUCACUCCUACUGUGGCUUGGAUCGAAAAGGCAGAUACACCCUGACCCCACGAUCCCAUGGCUGCCAGCCCCAGGAACCCAGUCUCUUCAGAUAGACCCAGGAUGAGCUGGUGCCUAAACACCCCUCUGAAGUGCAUGCAUUUGCUAACUAUUCAACAACUCUCUGAAGCAUGGGUGUUAGCUGACGAUUGGGUCGAACAGGACGAUUGCUGCUUGCUUGGCCCUGAGCCUUCACAUGAUCCUCAAAGGAGUAGAUAAACUCUGUCUUGCACAUGAUGAGGCAAGAGAAGGGGAGACUAUCCCACCAGAUGUGUUAGUUAAUUUUACAUUGUGGUGGCCAGAGACCUACCAGAAACAGGAAAAAUUUAUUCUGGCUCACGACUUCAGAAAGACUCUGGUCCAUCACAACAGGGAAGGCAUGGAAGAAUGGCUGUGUCUAUGGCAGCAGGAACAUAAGGUGGAAGAUAGAUGUUGAGGUCAACUAACUUCCUCUGGGUCAUCAUGGAGAAAAACAUGACUGUGGCUCUGUAGUCAUGAUACUGAAAUGCAGAACCACAUGGUGACAGCCAUGUUUUGGUAAUGGCCAUGGGGCUGCUAAUGCUCCUUAGUUUAGGGAGGAGAGGUUACCGUAUCUCCACCUGGGAUUCCAGCUACCUCUCCCUCCUGCCCAGUAACUGUUAGGGUCUUAGGAGAUGCUGGACUGUGAUGAGUUAACUGAAGCCAGGACUCCAGGAUCCAGAAUCCACGAGGUGGGGCAUUUAGGUGAUGAAAGUGUUUGGGAUUACCCACACUCCUUACAAGUAACUCC